AUGUUGUUGGCUCUUGCUACUCAAAAAGACUGGAAUAUACAUCAGAUGGAUGUCAAAUCAGCCUUCUUGAAUGGAUACUUGGAGGAAGAAAUUUUUGUGGAGCAGCUUGAAGGUUUUAUUGUUCAAGGAAUGGAAGAGAAAGUAUAUUUGCUGAAAAAGGCCUUGUAUGGUUUAAAACAGGCACCAAGGGCCUGGAAGGUUUGUGAUCAAACACUUGUGGUAUCUUUAUACGUUGAUGAUCUACUUGUGACAGGAAGCAGUAUGGAGCAAAUUAACAAUUUCAAAAAGGAAAUGAAGGAUGUUUUUGAGAUGACUAAUCUUGGGAGGAUGACAUUCUUUCUUGGCAUGGAGGUACAACAAAAGCAGAAUGAGAUCUUCAUAUGUCAACAGAAAUAUGCUAAGGAAAUCCUAAAAAAGUUCAAGAUGGAAGAGUGCAAUCCAAGUGCAACUCCAGUGAAUCAAAGUGAGAAGUUUUGUAAAGAAGAUGGAUCUACAAAAGCUGAUGAAAGGCUUUAUAGGACCAUUAUUGGGUGCUUGAUGUACCUAACGACAACUAGACUAGAUAUUAUGAAUGUUGUAAGUUUACUCUCAAGGUACAUGCAUUGUGCUAGUGAAAUUCACUUUCAAGCAGCAAAAAGAAUUGUUAGAUAUGUCAAGGGUACAAUUGACUAUGGUUUGAGGUUUUGUCAAGUUAAAAACUUUACUCUCCAUGGUUAUUCAGAUAGUGCUUGGGCAGGUUGUGUUGAUGACAUGAGAAGUACUUCAGGUUAUUGUUUCAGCUUUAUUCUGCUAUUUUUUUCAUGGUGUUCCAAAAAGCAAGAAGUCAUAGCUCAAUCCACAGCAGAAACAGAAUAUGUAGCUGCUGUUGCUGCUGUGAAUCAAGCUCUCUGGAUCAGGAAAUUGAUGGCUGACUUAUUUAUGGAGCAAAAGUAA
This is a messenger RNA of Vitis vinifera (wine grape), 933 nucleotides long. RefSeq lists its product as uncharacterized. NCBI's taxonomy places the organism in Eukaryota, Viridiplantae, Streptophyta, Magnoliopsida, Vitales, Vitaceae. The record is from RefSeq and is a predicted model, not a curated record. The coding region runs from base 1 to 933 and encodes 310 amino acids. The transcript is spliced from 2 exons.